AUGUCAGUUGACGACUUGAAGAAGCUUAACAAGAACAAGAAACUCAUCAAGAAGCUUGCCCGCAAGUACGAUGCCUUCCUCAUCAAGCAGAUCCCCCGUCUCCUCGGCCCCGGUUUGUCAAAGGCUGGAAAGUUCCCCACUCCCAUUUCCCACGCCGAAGAUUUGGCCCAGAAGGUGAACGACGUCAAGUGCACCAUCAAGUUCCAACUCAAGAAGGUUCUCUGCUUGGGUGUUGCUGUUGGAAAUGUUGGCAUGACUGAGGACCAAUUAAUUGGAAAUAUCAUGCUUGCUAUAAACUACUUGGUUUCCCUAUUGAAGAAGGGAUGGCAGAACGUUGGGUCUUUGACUAUCAAAGCCUCGAUGUCUCCUCCUAAGCGCUUGUACUAAACACGUUUUCCUUCUAUGUUCGCGGGCUUACGGAUUAAAAAUAUGGGUUGGGGUUUCAAUUUCUUUUAUUGGGAAUUCAUGUAACCAUUAUGGUAGAAGCAAAUAGGUUUGUACAAGCA
Tuber melanosporum (Perigord truffle) is the source of this 506-nucleotide messenger RNA. RefSeq lists its product as uncharacterized. NCBI's taxonomy places the organism in Eukaryota, Fungi, Ascomycota, Pezizomycetes, Pezizales, Tuberaceae. Bases 1 to 387 code for a protein of 128 amino acids. The transcript is spliced from 3 exons. The record is from RefSeq and is a predicted model, not a curated record.